Messenger RNA from Notodromas monacha, 666 nucleotides. The record is from the annotation of a GenBank genome assembly. Lineage: Eukaryota; Metazoa; Arthropoda; Ostracoda; Podocopida; Cyprididae.
AUGUUGAUGGAUGUUGGAGGGUCGAUGGGUGGGUAUAUUCAAAUGUGUGAGGAUUUAUUUUCGGCUGCUAAAACCGAAUUCAAACAUUUGGAAUAUUAUUAUUUUCACAAUUGUGUCUAUGAUAAAGUAUGGAAAGACAAUCGGUUGCGGUUAAACGAAACCAUUCCCCUCGAGGAAAUCAUACACAAAUACAAUUCGGAUUACAAACUCAUCUAUGUGGGGGAUGCCAGUAUGGCAUCUUAUGAAAUCACCUCGGUGGGGGGUGCCAUUGAUUUCUACAAUGAGGGUGAACCUGGAACGGGCAAAACCCUAUUGGCCUUUGAAGUGGCCAAAGCUCUGGGCAAACCCAUGCACACUUGGCAUGUUAAAAGCACCACCAAAGCCCAACAGGACCUUAAUGAAAUCAUUCACCACGCCACUUUAUUAGAUGUUCGUGAACCCGCCGAAUUGGACAGCGAUGGCGAUGUGCCUGGAGCCAUUAACAUUCCUUUGGGGAGCAUUCCUGAUCAUUUAGAGGAAAUCGAAUCCAUGCCACGUCCAUUGGUUAUUUUUUGCCGCAGUGGCAAUCGCUCGGGUCAAGCCAUUGCGUUUCUAGAGUCUCAAGGCCAAACCGAUAUGCACAACGGGGGAGGUUUUAUGGAUGUAUUGGAUUUAUUGGAGGAUUAA